Molecule: messenger RNA, 685 nt
Organism: Phlebotomus argentipes
Lineage: Eukaryota; Metazoa; Arthropoda; Insecta; Diptera; Psychodidae
Product: endocuticle structural glycoprotein SgAbd-2-like
Exons: 3
Coding region: 1-576 (191 amino acids)
Cellular component (GO): chitin-based extracellular matrix
Molecular function (GO): structural constituent of chitin-based larval cuticle
Source: RefSeq, a predicted model, not a curated record
AUGUGGAAGUUCGUUGUGACAUUCUGUGCGGCGAUUCUGGUGGUGGGAGCUGCUCCUCAGGGCGCUCCUCAGGCAGCACAGCCCGUGGACAGUGAACACGUGACGCCAGUGCCAAUCCUGCGCUACACAGAGUCUGUCGGCCAGGAUGGCAGCUUCAACUUCAGCUACGAAGCUGGCAAUGGCAUCAAUGUCGAGGGAGCGGGAUUCACGAAGCGCGCCCAAGUGCCCCGAAUCGACCCAGAGACCGGAGCUGAGUCUGGAUUCGAAGAGCAGGACGUCCUGGUGCAGACCGGCUCCUACUCCUACACCGCCCCCGAUGGCACGCCCAUCCACGUGCAGUACAUCGCUGAUGAGAACGGCUUCCAGCCCGUGGGAGAUCAUCUUCCUCAGCCACCACCACUGCCUGACGCAAUCGCCAACUCCCUGAGCCAGCAGGCAGCGCAGCAGCAGCAGGCCAAGCAAUUGGCGCCGCCACAAGAUGCCCCAGUUCAGCAGCAACCUGAGCCCGCGCCCUCAAACAUCGAACGAGUUCACGCCUUCCCGCAGCAAUUCGCUCCCUUCCAGAUCAUCGUCUAAGGAUCUCCGCGCAAGAUGUGCAAAUAGCAACUCAACUGUUCCUCAAGCGAUCCCCAAAUGCUGAAUCCUGCUGACUUUUUUUUUUACCAGUCACUCUAUUUAUAACCGC